Venustampulla echinocandica is the source of this 1248-nucleotide messenger RNA. RefSeq lists its product as uncharacterized. Lineage: Eukaryota; Fungi; Ascomycota; Leotiomycetes; Helotiales; Pleuroascaceae. Gene Ontology annotation, biological process: proteolysis. Gene Ontology annotation, molecular function: serine-type carboxypeptidase activity. The record is from RefSeq and is a predicted model, not a curated record. The transcript is spliced from 3 exons. The coding region runs from base 1 to 1248 and encodes 415 amino acids. Gene Ontology annotation, cellular component: fungal-type vacuole.
AUGCUCUACAUUGAUCAACCUGUCCAGACCGGUUUCUCCUAUGACACGCUUGUCAAUGGGACAAUCAAUCAGAUCCACUCGCCCCUCGACAUAACGGUCGAGGACUUUUCUAUCUCCGGAGUCCCAACUGUCAAUAACACUUUUCUCGUCGGUACUUUCCCCUCUACCAAUCCACUCAAUACGGCAAGCUUGACGACGACCGCCGCUUUUUCUGCGUGGCAGUUUAUGCAAACUUGGACUCAAGACAUCUGGACCGAGUCAUAUGGUGGUCACUAUGGACCCACGUUUGCAAACUUCUUCGAAGAUCAAAAUGACAGGAUAGAGAAUGGCGAGAUUAAAUCGCCGGCAACAAAGCUCCAUUUAGACACUCUCGGAAUAGGGAAUGGGUGCAUUGAUAUCGAAUCCCAGAUCUCGGCAUAUCCUCAAAUGGCAUUCAAUAAUACAUAUGGUCUGCAACUUAUGACCGAGGCCGAAUAUCAAUCAGCUCUUAGCAGUUAUCCAAAAUACCAGAGUCUAAUCGAGUCAUGCAGAUCAGCAGAGGCAUCUUCUGCUCUGAGCGAAACUGCAGCUGCAGCUUGCUCGGAGGCAUAUGGUUUCUGCUUCAAGACAAUGUGGGCGACGUACAACGAGCACGGCCGAAACGUCUUCGACAUUGGAUUACCACUUAUUAGUUCAUGGUCGCCUAAAUUUGCAGCUGGCUAUCUGAACCAAGCGGAAGUCCAACAAGCCCUCGGUGUUCCUCUAAACUUCACGGGGCUGUCUACAGGAGUUGCGAGCGCCUUCGAUGCCACAGGUGACUUUGCUCGAGGAGGAAAUCUUAAGGCUCUUGGGUCACUCCUAGAUCGUGGAGUCAAGGUCGCCCUGAUGUAUGGUGACAAAGACUACCAAUGCAACUGGCUCGGCGGCGAAAAUGCAUCUCUCCAUAUCCCAUCUACCCUCAGCGCGGGCUUUAGGAGCGCGGGUUACGCCUCCCUUGACACAAAUAGCACAUACUCAGGAGGAUUCGUCCGCCAAUACGGAUACCUCUCCUUCACGCGCGUGUUUAACGCCGGCCAUGAAGUACCAUGGUAUCAGCCCGAGACGGCGUACCAGAUAUUCACACGUGCGAUGCUCGGCACUGAUAUUGCCACAAGUACGAUCCCUCUCGGGAGCGGGGAGGAGUAUAAGACAGAGGGCCCCCAGAGUUGCUUUAGUGUCAAGACACAGGUGGCUGAAAAAAGGGAGAGGGUGUGCUAUCUUUGGGUGUGA